Molecule: messenger RNA, 3856 nt
Organism: Epinephelus lanceolatus (giant grouper)
Lineage: Eukaryota; Metazoa; Chordata; Actinopteri; Perciformes; Serranidae
Product: tetraspanin-2-like
Cellular component (GO): plasma membrane
Source: RefSeq, a predicted model, not a curated record
AGAGACGGCGCUCCUUGAUGCACGGGUGUUGUGACCGGGGUGGACCGUUAUUGUCACAGCGCGCGGAGCCAACACAACCGUCAGAGCAUUUUGCGGGGAUAAAGGCAAAACACAUCCAGCCAAAAUGUCGAAGGUGGAAGGAGGAAUGAAAUGCGUGAAAUACCUUUUAUUCGUGUUCAACUUUAUAUUCUGGUUGAUGGGAUCCUUUGUUCUGGCAGUGGGACUGUGGCUGCGUUUUGACCCUGAGACUGUCUCUCUCCUCAACGGUGAUAAAGCUCCAGACACUUUUUUUAUUGGUGUGUAUAUCCUGAUCGGUGCUGGCAGUCUGGUGAUGCUGGUCGGUUUCUUUGGCUGCUGUGGAGCUGUUCGGGAAUCUCAAUGCCUGCUGGGUUCAUUCUUCGCCUGUCUGCUGAUCAUCUUUGGCGCUGAGGUGGCAGCAGGGGUGUUUGGAUUCUUAAACAAAGACAAGAUUAUCAAAGAUGUUCAGACCUUCUACGCAACAACCUACAAUGAAAACAAUAACGGCACACUGAUCAUGUCAUACCAGAAAGUACUCAAGUGCUGUGGAACCAUAAAAAACCCAUGCCCUAAUCCCCCAGAAGAUACUAAGGACUGUGACACAGGCAUCGAGGACUUCUUCAACAGUAAACUCUACAUCAUCGGAUACGUGGGCAUCGGCAUCGCUGGAGUCAUGAUCAUUGGGAUGAUCUUCAGUAUGGUGCUCUGUUGUGCUAUUCGCAACAGCAGGGAGGUCAUCUAAGCUGGAUCCUUGACCUCCUGUCCCCAGCCGUGAAAGACUGUACAGCCGUCAGAUCAAAUGUCAACCUUUGUCCAUCAUCCAUCCAGGGACCCAGGAUAUAGAUCAUGUUCAAAAAAAUCCUUUUCACUAUGGUGCUCAAACCAGCUCUCCUGGCCUGACCUUCUGUUACAUUCUCUCAAUUUCUAUUUAUUUAUUUACAAGCAAAAUAGCAUGCGCUCAUACCAUUCUGAUAAGACCAUCCGCAUAUCCAGUGGGAACAGUAUAAUUUCUGAUGCUGACCAGACAAUCUGUAAAAUUGUUGUUCCUCAUGGCCAUUUGGCUACCAUCACAAAUUUUGACCCACAUACUGUCGCAGUGGUGUCAAUGCUUUUUCACACAGCCUUGACGCUGACCCCUCGGCUGUGGGAAACUUUAGCCCAGCAAGAGCAAUCUGAGGUGAAAGCAGCUGAGUUUGCUUAUCCGUGUACACGAAUUGACACACACAAACACACACAUGAACACGCACGGACACACAAGCACAGCAAUGUUGUGUUAUGUGAGACCACAGCCUUAAAAAAGGUUGUCUGGAAUCUGGUAGGGAAUCCUGAUUGGUUGAAUCAGAGUGGGGUGUUAAGAGAGGGAAUGGCCAGUGAGUGUUCGGCGAAUGCAUCCAUCAUGCAGCCCCAGCGCGCACACAACACUCUCACUCCGCUCUCACAACUCUAUACAAGUAGUUCAACAGUUUGGAGAAUACACUCAUUCACUUUCUUGCUGAGAGUUUGUUUAGGAGAUUGAAAACACUACUGUGUCAUGAAGCUGCCAACAUCAGCUGGUUAGCUUAGCUUAGCACAAAGACUGGAAACAGGGGGAAACAGGUAGCCUGGCUCUGUUUUUUAAUGCUAAGCUAAACCAACAGGCUGCUGUCUGUGGCUUUACAUUAACUUUACAGACAUGAGAGCAGUGGCGCCCCAGAAAUUUUUUUAUAGGGGCCUUAGGGUGGCACACCAAAACUGAAAGCCAUAACUGAACUUCAGGAAUUUCAUUAUGCUGUUGAAGUAUGUAGGCAAUUUGAAAACUUUCAAUAUGGAGAGUUAAAGAAUCACAUGCUGAUAUACUUUGGUUUCUUUUUUUACAUUUAAAGUCACUAAUCAUCUGAUGUACAUAGGCUAAUACUGGUACAGUUAACAUUUUCAGUUCCUCCGCAAUCCUUUUUUUAUGUGUUUUGUAUUUGUACAUGUUAGGCGAUUCAUUGUUCUUCAAAUUGACUGGUUGUCCUCCUUAAAAGUACAUUCAUUGUAAGGAACAAAACAUUUUCUGGGAGCGACCCAUGUCAAGUUUAGGUGAGACUCGUGGGUACCCAUUUUCAUUCAGAUAUCUUGAGGUGAAAGUUGAAGGGACUCCUUUGAAAAUGGUCAUGCCAGUUGUUCCCUCGCCAAAAUUUAGCCUAGCAUUAUUUAGCUCCCUUCCUGACAAGCUAUGCUGACAUGGUUGGCACCAAUGGAUGCCUUAGGUUGUUUCACAAGAUACCACUACCUCUGCACCAGCUUAAAAAAGCUAAAAAGUGUGGAACAGGCUCUUAAAGACAGUAUGGCAGCCUCCAUAAGUAGGUGUCACAGCGGGGGGCCCAGUGAUAGUAUCGGAGGACAUGGCCUCCCCCCUUUGGGGCGCCACUGUAUGAGCGUGGUAUAGAUCUUCUCAUCUAUCUCUUGGCAAGAAAGUGAAUAAAAAUAUUUCCCAACUAUUCCUUUAAACAACUAAACCCACGUGGUGGUAAAUUACACGACCCAAGCAAGUUUCAGAGUCUUCUAUCAAACAGACGUUAAUUUAAAAAGCUGCCUGGAGUGUCAGGAAAAGUAAAUCCAAAAAUCUAAAGCACACACCAGCCGAACAUCCCAAAGGAAAAGCUCCCUGUAUAUAUUUGCCUCCUUACAUAACAGAGUAUCCUCAAGUCUCUGUUGUUUGUAUGUCAGGAGGAUCAUAUGGACGUGUUUACAGGCUAAAUAUACGCUAGCCGGUUAACUGAGAAUAGGCAGUGAGGCUGUGAAAUUUUGGUUAUCCAAGUCAGACCUCUGAUCUCUUCCCACUUCCGUCUUUUUCCCCCUUUGUGCCUUAAGAGUACACCGCCCGCAACAAAACAAAAACUGAGGAAUAACCCCUGGGUUCCUCUCAUCUCAUCAACCUCAGCAGAUAAGAGGGCUGGACAGACACACAAAAUCUGGAGUCAAUUGAUCCAGGCUCAAUCAGGCCACUGUUAAUUGUGUAGGGUUCAUUCCAGGACUCUGGUGUGUAAAUAUGUGUGAGUUUCCUUGUAGUUGUACAUUAUCUGUGGUUGAUGUGAUAGUAUCUAUUUAACAUGCUGUGUGUAGACAGAGGCUUGCAGUAGUUGUACAGUGUCCAUGUAGUUAUGACAGUGUUUGCAAUAGUCAAAGCAAAUCCAUGCGACUAAAACAGCUUCUAAAUGUGCCUUUCUUUGAUAACGAGCUAUUUUUGAACGUAGCAAAGGAUCGUAGCAAAAGUGUACAUAUGUUUUUAGAGUUGGACUGCAAUUGUCACACACACUCGACGAGUAGCACAUACGGCUCGACUCGCCGUUAUUGUUUCAGUGUGUUUCAAAGUGUCACACUUGACUGUGUCGUCUCUGCCAAGAGAGCUGAAGUGGUGAGAGCAACGAUUUAUCUGCCAACUAUUUCAAAAGCCUCUUUGUAUUAACAAAAUGAUCAAGGUUUGUGAAACACAAGACCUGGUCUAUUUUUUUUUUAAUUUCAGUGUAAUGUGACACAAUUGAGGCUUUCUUACCACUCCAGCAGGCAGUGUUUACUCUGAGGAUUGAGGAGACACAGCAGAGUCACUAGACUGUCACUUCAGAGGCUCUGCGGAGUUAAAACGGGAUAAACUGGGAACAGUUUUAGCGCAACUCGAUCCACAAAGCUGUUGCUGUGUUCCUCAGUUGUAUUCGUUGGAGCAAAUCUGGAGAUGUAACGCACUGUGCACGAAAAUAAGACACUGUGUACACAGUUGAGCCUUUCGUAGUUGAUUGUGUGUUAAUUUAUUUUAAUACCAUUCCAGGCUUCUCAGGAAGAUAGGUGUUUGAAGUUUAAUAAAGCUUGUAAAGUUUUA